Heterotrigona itama is the source of this 1136-nucleotide messenger RNA. The record is from the annotation of a GenBank genome assembly. Lineage: Eukaryota; Metazoa; Arthropoda; Insecta; Hymenoptera; Apidae.
AUGCCGACUAGAAACACGAUUGCGGAGGCUCGAGUGAAAGAAAACGGGCUUUGUGGAAAAGAACCGAUAAUCAUGAGGAGAUCACAAUUGCAACGGUAUGAAAGAUACAGCGAAUACGGCUAAUUUGCAUACAAAAUUGGAGACUUUCGAUGCAGUGGAAUCCUAACCUGUGAAUUAACGUCUUUCGCGGUGAACAGCCUGGAAACAGAGUGAGCGAUGAAGCUGGUUGAACAGCUUCAUCUUUGAGGAUAGAUUGCACGAAGAUAAAGUUGCUGUUGCUAUCCUGCUGCCCGAGAGAAAUAAUUAGCGUGUAAUUGUGAUACUGUUACGUGACCAGAAUCUAUCGAUUUUGUACUUGGCCAUUUCAUUAGUAGAACGUUUUGGUAAGUUCGAUCUUGCAGUGAAUGGAUUUCCAGUCGAAAUUUCUUAGAUACAACAAUGCUUUAACUAAACUUAUUCUUCAUUUCAUGUAUAGACGAAAACUCAUAAGUGUUUCUGUUAUCACAUACUCGUCAUUGAUGCACGUUAGUUCGCCCACAGUGGAAGAACAUUCGAGACUCAAUCAAACGACGAUUCGUUCAAACGGGACUCUGAAGCAGCUGUAAUUUUCACCAAACAUAACUCAUUAGUGUCGCACAUUAUGCGUCACGCUACAGACUUACUAAAAUCCGACGAGCGUGUUACUCGGCAACACGGCGACAAUCACGGACACUGAACAGCAAUCGAUCCAAUCGAUGUAUCCGAACGGAACUGCACAAAUUUCUAACAAAAUCGCCGAGUGUUAAGUUUCAAACGGCGAUUAAACAAAGACAAAGGUGACGGACGCGACGUGUCGGCUCUCUGGCCGAGCAAGAUCGGCUUUCACUCGAUCUCGAAUCGUGUCAAAAGCACGAUUGGCGAUAGAAGCAUUGGCUCUCCUCGCGUACACCUACGCGUCCCUCUAGUUCCGCGACCGGUCGAAGACGUCCACGAUUCUACGUCGUCGACCGCAUCCGGCCGAGCGAAACACGGCGGCUAGACUGGAGAUCGGCGUCCAGUCACCGAUGUUCGAAUUCGCACGAUCAAACCAGGCGACCGCGGUGCAAGCUGGUGUCACUUUCCGCGACCAUUACCGAGCGCACUGCUGCUGUUGUCCU